Messenger RNA from Diaporthe citri, 4680 nucleotides. RefSeq lists its product as uncharacterized. The transcript has a single exon. Lineage: Eukaryota; Fungi; Ascomycota; Sordariomycetes; Diaporthales; Diaporthaceae. Gene Ontology annotation, molecular function: protein binding. The record is from RefSeq and is a predicted model, not a curated record. Bases 1 to 4680 code for a protein of 1559 amino acids.
AUGCCUUCAGUCUUCGACCAGCUCAAGGCAUCGCCAAAAAAGGUGAAGACCAUCAAGUCGGCCUAUGAGAGCGAAAGUUUUGAUGCAGAUGGCACAAUCCACGUGGAUGGUCUGGUUGGUUCUGCCACAAUAUCCCCGUCCGGCCGCGACGUCGCCCUUGCGUCUCCGGAAGGAUUGGCCAUUAUCGACCUCGACUCUCCCUACAGUCCUCCUCGCCGCCUGAGCAGUCAUGGGCUUCCGUGGCUUGUCGUUGAUGUUCAAUGGUCCCCGUUUGCUGCCCGAGACUACUGGGUCGCGUCUACCGCCAACCAUCGAUGUCUUGUCUGGAACUUGAACCUCCGGGAUGACUCGACUUCUGGCGCCAUCGAACACUCCCUGCAAGGACACACCAGGGCGAUCACUGACAUCAACUUCUCCGCCCACCAUCCUGACCUUUUGGCAACCUGCGCCGUAGAUGGCUACGUCCACUGCUGGGACCUGAGGCGGCCGAGGCAACCAGCCCUCACCUUCUGUGACUGGUUUGCCGGCGCUACACAGGUCAAGUACAGUCGCCAAGAUCCAUUCAUUAUCGCAUCUUCUCACGACAGAUGGCUUCACAUAUGGGACGAGCGGAAGUCGUCUGAGCCAUUGAGGUCUAUAAGUGCUCAUACUUCCAAGAUCUACGGCAUCGAUUGGAAUCGUUUCACUGCCACCGCCAUUGUGACUUGCUCCUUGGACAGGAGUAUCAAGUUUUGGGACUACAGAAAUGCCGAGGAUGUUCCAGAAAGAGUCAUUAGAACUGAAUUUCCUGUCUGGCGUGCCAGACACACGCCCUUCGGCAGAGGCCUCUUGGCUAUGCCUCAAAAUGAGCCGGGACAUCUGUAUCUUUUCGACCGACGCAUGGGCCCUGAUACCCCUGUUGACGGACAGGUCGAGCCAGUUGCGACAUUUGAGGGCCAUGGUAGUCAGAAGGCAAAAGAAUUCCUCUGGAGAGCCCGCGGUGGUAUCAGCGAAGACAGGCUCGACAACCGCGAGUUCCAGCUGGUAUCCUGGGGCGAGGACAACAAGCUCCGUUUGACACGCCCGGAACCUCAGGUCUUGGAGUCAGUGGGACACGUCAAGGGCAUGGCGGCAAGGACAAAUCUGGUUAUAACCAGAAAAGGAGCCACAUACAAGACCUUUCGGACCGUAGAUGAUGGCAACCACCAUCGACGAACAGCGACCAUGAGCGAUUCUCGGACCGGGGUGUCUCGCCAAAGCGCACUUACUCUGGGCAUGAAGCUACCAUCCUACCGGACCGGACCGUCCUGGAAAGGACCCUCCAUGAAGGCCAAGAAUUCGAGAAACGGCAAAGUGGACAGAAGCCAGGCUCAGAUGAAUUGGAUGAGAGGUAUCACGAUGACUAAGAGGAAAUCGAGUACCGACUUUCCGCAGCGAGCAGCGUCCAAGGAUUCCUCGAUGUUCGGGCUGGGCUUUCAUGACGACCAGUGGGGCGAGCCCGAAUCGCUACAAGAGGAGUUUGUCCGAAUCAGCACUCAGCUGCCCAAUGUCAAGUGGGACAGCAUUGACAUGGAUACGCUCAUACUCAAUGCCUCUUUGAAGGGCCCGUGGGGCGUCGAUGGUAAUGACAUCUUCAUCAAAGUCAAGGUCGACAUUCCGCAUGCCUAUCCCAAGAACAAAGCCCCCAAGUUUAUCAUCGAGAGGAAUGCUUUCAUGCCACCCGGCGCUCAUGAAAAGCUCGAAAGCGAGGUUCACCAGAUUGCUCAACAAUUUUUAAAACGCAAGCAGAAUUGCCUUGCUGCAGCCUUCUCCUACCUGCUUGGGGAGGCCGACUUAACGCAAAGCACAACCUUUUUCAAAAACGUGCGCGACCUGGACGACGGAAUAGAUGUGCUCGCUGACGAAAGCUCGAGCGAGGACUCGGACAACGACAUCCCGGCUGGAGCAUCGGCAUCAAUGUCCAUGUCGCAAGAAUUGAGCGCGAGCACUGAAAUCGAUAACACUCUGGCACCAAGCCACCGCCCUGCCAUACCUCCAGUGAUUAGGACAUGCGGCGCUCGAUUUUCAAACGAUGGGCGGCUGGUCAGCUUCUUUCCAACCAAGGAAGCCAAGGCUCUGCUUUUCAGUCCGAACGAGACUUUCAGGGAGCGUCCAAAAGAUCAGCCCACCUUCGCUGGCUUUGGUCGUCUCACUCAUGAGUCUCCUCCACGGCAGCGGUACCUUGAUGGUGAAGCCUCGGUGAAUGAUGAUGUAUCAGCCAUGUCAGACGAUUCGGAUGACUCGUCGUCUUCGAGCGAUUCAGAAAUGACUACCAUGCACAAGAUCAGUCUGUGGUACCGUCCAGGACGCCGCUUGCACAAGACCUGGAGUGCGAAUGAGUCACUCCGUUCCAGUGGCGGAGGAACUGGCGCAGGCACAGGCACAGGCACAGGAACCGGUACAAAUCGUCGCCGGAUCGGACGACCAAAGAACAUCGUAUCGUUGUAUGAUAUGCGUGACAUGCUACCAUCGAAGAAGCAGUUUGCCGAAGAGUACAUCAUCUUCGGCGACGGAGCCCAUGUCUGCGAGCACAAUGCUCGAGUGGCGGAGAAGUAUGGGUACCACGACUUAGUCAACAUAUGGAGAUAUUCAGCACUUCUGCUGAGGUCAGACAUCCCGCUGGAGUUACAUGAGCAUCGCCAGAAAGACAAGUCCGUACUCGUCAUUGCUAGAGAUGCCCUUUCGAAACACGGGAACCACGAGCACCGUGCAGACAACGACGAGCUCCUGAGGGGACGAGUCAAGUGGGGCCAUCACCCACUCGCGCAAGACUUUGUUCAUGAUCUAUUCGAUUAUUUCGGACAAACAGGGGAUAUACAGAUGUUGGCGAUGCUGUCAUGCAUAUUCGGAGAGUCAUCGGCAGAGGACAGUGUGGCGUAUGCCGAGUCUCGCUUGACACAGCCCGAAACACCGCUGCCGAUGAAAGCCCCAUCGUUCUCCUUGGAAUACUUCCCGACAGACACUGCAGAGUGGAGUAUGGAGCGAAGGAGUGGCUACAGCUCAGCAGUAACAACACCCCGAACGUCGCAGACGCCCGUUGUUUUCUCCGAUCCACAGAGUCCAGAUGUCCUCUGGAUGGGAGAUCCUUCGUCGCAGUCGUAUUCGACUGGUGAGACGCCGCCACACAGGUUCUUCAAAGACCAUCAUCUCAGUGAGAUAGAUCACACUCAGAGCCUUUCCACGUCUCCAAAUGACCGUGCUAUUCGUCGGUCUCAGUCCGUCCUGGCAUCCACAUUCACUUCAGGCAUGCCACGCGGAUUUACUUCAUUGACGUCCUCAUCUCCUCCAGGGCGCAAGCGUCCCAGCCCAGCCGAGAGGAUCAUGGAGAAUAUAUCGCACAUCCAUGGUAACAUCACCUGGGGAGGCUCGACAUACUUCGGAGCGUCUUCGGAGGCCACAGAGACAGCGAGAACGUCUGUGUCAGAUGACGAAUUCCGCAGAGACGAGCUCGUGUCCACGAUACCCGUCAGCGUGACAGUGACAAUCGAAAAUGAAUCGGCAUUCGACGACGAUGGGUGGCUAGCUACUCCUCUACUAGACCCUAGCCGGAGCCCUGAUUAUGCAGGCUAUCGCUACGCGUAUGCGGAGAUACUACAGAUGUGGCGUCUCCCCUUAGCACGAUUAGAAAUCAUGAAAUUCAACGUCCUUAAGGAGGGCAGCUGGAGUGAAGGCGCACGCCUCAGCGCUGACAGCAGCUGCAUUGAAUCCGCCAUCCACGACGCCAGCCAAUCCGCCACCGGCACGACCUCUCCUACAAUCAUACUUGGUGGCAAACGCGAACAACUCCACACGCUGCAGGCGUCCGGCCGCGGCCUCGAUGUGACAGGCGUCUGUCGUGUCCACGAGAUGCAGCUGCAACCACUACAGUAUUCUCAGAGCCCGUCUCUGGGAGGCGCGGUCGGUGUCUGCGAGAGAUGUAGGCGUACACAGACACAGCUCACAUGUGUGUACUGUCACGAGGCCAUCAACGCGCUCUAUCCAGCUUGCUUGGGCUGCGGAUGCGUCUUCCAUGAAAACUGUCUCGCUGAGUGGCACAGCAUGGGAGAAACCGAAUGCCCUGCUGGCGAUGAUUGCCAGUGUGUCGAGGAGGCAGACAAGGGCCAGGUAGAGACCUGGGUCGCCAUGAGGGCGGCGUUGGGGAUGGGGCGCGAGAGAACGGAGUCUUACGGCCACUCGAGGGCGAAGACAAGCCACGGGGAGAAGGACAUCGCACGGGAACGGAGUGGCAGCGGCAGCGGCAGUGGGAGUACCUUGUCCUCCGGGGCUGGGCUUGGCAAGGCCGCGGUCAUGGUGAGCAGACUCAGAAGAAAGUCGGCGCCGGCGCCGUUUUCGAUAGGCCCCGAGGGCGAUGCUGAUGAUCAGUCUACCACCCCUGCAGCCGGGCCGGACUCCCCUGCAAGCGUCUCGGGCUUCCAGGUGGUGAGAUCUCCUCUCGAGCGCGAAAGUGACGGCGACAGCCUCUCCUCUGUGCCGCCGGCGAGCUCUGCGAACACGCCUGCUAAGCCAAGCCCCCUUGGACCGGGAGUAUCUGCUGCGAGGUUGAGCCUGGGCAACAGGCUGAAGAGCCUUGAAGCUCGGAGGCCGAGCAGCUUCAGGCGAAAGAGUGGUGACAAUGACGGUGGUCACGGUGCUGGCGGAAGUGGCAAGAAUACUAAGCAUUGA